CACAGGGUGGUGCCCGAUUACUGAUUUCAGUAAUAAUUUUAUGAAUAUUAAUAUUUAUCAUUGAUAAUUAUUAAUAACUUGCUAAUUGCCAAAGCUGCUCCUAUCAAUGCACAACACCACAACAUUUAUGUAGUGUUUUUAGCCUAUCAGGUGUUCUGAGAGUGAGUCUGUCAAUCAGGGUAAUGUUAACAAGGGGAAAAAAUUUAUUUGUACAACUUUAAGAAGAAAGUUUCUGAAUCUCUACUGAACUAACAUUGACUAACGUCAGCAUCAACGCGAUGCUUGAUCCCACACAGUGGCUACAAUGGAUUAGAUUAAAAAACACCAUCAAUAUUCAAAUACUGUGACCCUAUACUGGUCCUACUGGUUCCACGGCCCAUGGUAGGAAGAGUCAAAAAGUCUACACCGAAACCACCUAUACAUUUAACAUGGGCGUUGGCCUAUUUUAAAACCUGUUGCCCUCUCAGACUUCUCCACUGAUGUCUCCACUUGCUUCAGACCUCUAACACAGGUAAGGAACAUUGGAAUUGGCAUUGAACAUUUGAUAUCUAGGUUUUUGUAAUUAUGUGGUUCAUCUGCAUUUAGAGAGUACAUAAAGGUAGCGCUUUUAUAAGUUACUUUUUAACCCAGAGUGCCUGCAAAUCAAAUGUUCUUUAAUUGCUGUGUCACAACACUGACAAAGCCAGAGCAAAUGGGUUUCAUCGUGUGCUUUUCAUUUCUGGUCAUUGAAUGCAUGAUUUUGCAGUUGUCUAUCAGACUACACACAAACUCAUGCAUUACCUUCAUAAUUUUUACAGUAGAGAUGGGGUUUGCUUUAUUCCUGCUUCAGUUAUCAGUAUUUCAGUUUAAGUACUUUUGUCCAUCCCAAAUGGGAAACAGUCAGGAGCACAGAAUAAAUAACAACAACACAAGUUACAGGAAAACAAGAACAAAAGCUCAUCAAUAUGUCCUUCACAUACAACACAGAACACAACAAAGACUAAAAAACUAUUUCUAAAAUACUAAAAUGAUGUUCAAAUUAAGCAGAUUUAUUGCUCUGGGAACAAAAGAGUUUUUACUCCUAUUGCACUUAGACUGAAUCUGGGGUGGAAACAUUAAAUUGUAAAGCUAUUAUGGCACAGUCAAUUGCGUUCAAUUAAUGCACUAAUGAUUAAUGUACUCUGACAUUUACUGUACUGUUUGUGUUGGCAGUCAAGAGAUUUUUAUAUAAAUGUAGUGCAUUUAUGUUGAUCACAUUUAAGCAUUCAUAACAAUGAGGAUCACGACACAGCAGGGAGGCUGGCGAAGGCCCUCUUGUUUUUGCAGGGAUUAUUAUGAUAUUUCUCUCUGCGCGUUGUUAUGAAACAUUUGACCAUGUGUUAAACUGUGUUGCCAUGGCGACCUAUGGUUCGCCAUCAAAUCCGAAUGUGUGUUUGAGGGACUUGGGAUGCUUAGAAUCUCAUGAAACUUGGCAGAUGGGUUAAGAGGGGCGAAAUCCUCCUGUCGGAAAUGGAUCUUUUUCCCAAUUGUGCCAAAAUGGCUCGCCAGCGCCCCCUAUAACAUUUCAAAAUCAAGUCUCCGCCCUUUAAAUUUUAUGUAGAUUAACAAAAUUUAGUACGCACAUGUAUCAUGUGACGACCUACAAAAAAGCCUCGGGAGCCAUUAGCUCCGCCCACCUGGAUGUUGGCCAUUUUUAAUUUUGUGUGCAAAAUUGCUGCAUUUCGGGACAGCUAAUCACUCCUCUACUUGAAGCAACGAGCAUGGAUUAACUGGUUCUCCUGAACCUUCUUCCAGCAGCUCACUAUAUAUUUUUGAUCAAAGACUUUUCUGAUUUGUCUCUCCUCAGUCCCCAGAAGACAGUUAAAUAGAGAAGAUGGCCUCAGAGAUCAACGUAGGGCAAAUGCGUGUCCUGGUGACUGGUGCAAGUGGGUUGAUAGGCAAAGCCAUUGAGCAUGUGGUGUACCAUGAAGGUGGGAAACGUGAUGGAGAAGAAUGGAUAUUCAUCUCCUCUAAGGAUGGAGAUCUCACGGAUUUAGGGCAGACCAAGGCUGUGUUUGAGAAGUUUCGUCCCACGCACGUCAUCCACCUUGCUGCCAAAGUGGGAGGACUGUUCAUACACUUGAAGGAGAACCUGCGUUUUUUGAGGGAAAACAUAUUGAUCAAUGACAAUGUUCUGCAAACAGCCCAUGAGACGGGUGUCACCAAGGUCGUGUCUUGCCUGUCAAGUUGUAUCUUCCCUGACAAAACCACAUACCCCAUUGACGAGACUAUGAUACACGAUGGGCCACCUCAUGAAUCCAACUUUGGAUACUCACAUGCUAAAAGGAUCAUUGACAUUCAGAACAGGGCAUACUUUCAGCAACAUGGGCGUUGCUACACAUCUGUCAUCCCGACCAACGUUUUUGGCCCCUUUGACAACUUCACUGCAGAAAAUGGCCAUGUGCUGUCAGCUGUCAUUGGCAAGACAUACAAAGCCAAACAAGAAGGAACUCAGGUGAACGUGUGUGGCACUGGAAAUCCGCGACGACAGUUCACGUAUUCUCUGGACUUGGGCCGUAUAAUCAUUUGGGCCCUGAGAGAAUACAAGGAGGUUGAGCCUAUUAUCGCGUCUGUGGGGGUGGAUGAGGAGAUCACCAUAAAAGAGGCAGUGCACAUGAUAGCAGAGUCUUUGGACUUCAAAGGCAAAAUACAUUAUGACACCACCAUGUCUGACGGCCAGAUGAGGAAGACGGCCAGCAAUGGCAAGCUGAAAUGCUACCUUCCUGACUUCACCUUCACACCCGUCAAUGAAGCUGUGAAGAUGACCUGCGACUGGUUCGUGGCCAACUAUGAUAUUGCCAAUAAAUGAAGUGACCGAACACUGAGCAGAAAGUUCACCACCGUAUCUUGUUUAUUUUAAUAUUAUUUCUGAGAUUUAAAGUUCUUUUCAUUCUCUGUAAUGUUGAUUUAGUCACAUAAUCAAUGGUGUAUAUAGUCUUUAAUAACUAAAGACUCUUCAGCUUUUAAUCUGUAAACGGUUUAAUCAUUUGUAAAUAUUUAUUGAGUGUCUGAGUAAUGAAGACCAGAAUCUAAUCACUAAAUUAUACUAGAAUAAAAAUAAUAAUAAUGAUAGAAAAUAAGUCCAGUAAACCUUCAUAGCAAAUGAAAAGAGGACAUGCUUUGUAAUUCUUUAAACACCUUAAUGAUGCAGGAGAUGUAUUUUCUUCUUUUUAGUUUCAUAUUUGAACAUCAGUUAUUGGGAUCUCAAAUUUUUUAAUUUUUAAAUUUUCUAUAUGAAGAAUCUUUGACCAAUGCUUUUUAUGAAUGAACAUUGGGGGUGGGUGAUAUGGCCUUAACUAUGAAUCUUUAUUUUAAUUUUAUAGUGCCUGUAUUAUAUACUAAAUCAUAUACCAAAAAUAAAAGGCACACACCACUCAAAAUGCCUUUUUUGUAUUUUGUUGUCAGCUUUUUUUUCCCACCAAAAAUAAUGAUCAUGCUAAUACUGAAUAUUGACUAUCAAUGAUUAUAUGAAUAAACAACUAUGUCCUGUA
Scophthalmus maximus (turbot) is the source of this 3509-nucleotide messenger RNA. Its product is annotated as GDP-L-fucose synthase. The transcript has 10 exons. Bases 1853 to 2827 code for a protein of 324 amino acids. Gene Ontology annotation, molecular function: GDP-L-fucose synthase activity. NCBI's taxonomy places the organism in Eukaryota, Metazoa, Chordata, Actinopteri, Pleuronectiformes, Scophthalmidae. Gene Ontology annotation, biological process: nucleotide-sugar biosynthetic process. The record is from RefSeq and is a predicted model, not a curated record.